Messenger RNA from Racocetra fulgida, 1238 nucleotides. NCBI's taxonomy places the organism in Eukaryota, Fungi, Glomeromycota, Glomeromycetes, Diversisporales, Gigasporaceae. The record is from the annotation of a GenBank genome assembly.
AUGUUAUGCCAGGGCGAAGCUUUCCAUGAAAUAACAAAACAUGUUUCUAAUGUUAAAGAGAUACUUGAUGAAGAAGAGGAAUCAUUCUCUCGUACAUUGGAUCGUGGUGAAAAGCUCUUUGACACUUAUUUGCAAAAAGCCAAACAAAAUGAUACCACAUCACUUCCGGGCGCUGAUGUUUGGCGAUUGUAUGACACUUAUGGAUUUCCAGUUGAUUUGACACGAUUAAUGGCUGAAGAAAAUGGUCUCGGAGUGGAUGAGCAAGGAUUCUUGCAAGAACAAGAAAAGGCUAAAGAAAUAAGUCGCAAUGCCCGUAAUGCUGGUGCUGAUGAUCGUGAAAUUGUAGCCCUGGAUAUGCAUGAUAUCGCAAAGAUAGAACAGGAUAAAAUUGCUAAUAUAACCAACGAUAAUUUCAAUAUAAAAGUCACUGUCAAGGGCAUUUAUUAUAAUCAUUCAUUCUUUCCGAAUACUGAUGAUAUUCCGUCUGGCAAAUCCUUCGGCAUAAUUCUUGAUCGUACGAAUUUUUAUGCAGAACAAGGCGGUCAACAGUAUGACUCUGGUUUUAUCACUAUUGAUACUGUUGAUGCUCAAGCAGAAUUUGAAGCUAUUCACGGACUUCGUGCCGUAUUCGGUGAGGUCUAUCCUGAUCCUGUUAGAGUAGUAUCUAUAGGAUAUGACGUGAACGAUAUCGUGCAGGAUGUAUCAAAUCCAAAAUGGGUUGCUUAUUCUUUUGAUUUGUUUAAAUUAAGUCACGUUGCAAAAACCGGAGAUAUCAAAGGUUUUAUUAUUUUGGAAGAAUCUGGCAUUGCUAAAGGCAUUCGUAGAAUAGUUGCUGUGACUGGAGAAGAAGCUCAGCAGGCAAUUAAGGUUGCUGAUGAAUUCCGAAUUAAAAUUGAUAAUAUCUCAAAAUUACAAGGGGCUGAAUUGGAUUCUGCACUUAAACUAGUAUCAAAAGAACUUGAUGCUUCAAAUAUAUCUUCACUAAAAAAAUCAGAAUAUCACAAAGCUGCCUACUUAUUUUCAAUUGAUGAAACUUCAAGCCGUGUAGCUCAUAGUUGUAUUGUGGGCAAGUCUUUAAUUGAUAAAGGAUUAAAAGCAGUUGAUUGGGCUAAAGUCGUGUCUGAAAGCGUUGGUGGAAAGUCUGGAGGUAAAGAUGAUGCUGCCCAGGGUAGUGGAACAAAUGUUGGUGAAAUUGAUAAUGCACUAAAAGUUGCGGAACAAUUUGCUAAACUUCAAUU